Molecule: messenger RNA, 787 nt
Organism: Drosophila mauritiana
Lineage: Eukaryota; Metazoa; Arthropoda; Insecta; Diptera; Drosophilidae
Exons: 3
Coding region: 364-738 (124 amino acids)
Source: RefSeq, a predicted model, not a curated record
CCGCUGGCCGCUUCGCUGUGGUUGGUUGCUGCCGCUGCUGCUGCUGUUGGUCUAUUCAACUGCUCGACUCUUCGGCGGCCAUCCAAGUAUUCGGGUAUCCAACUGCCAUAUUCCUGCCCUGCGUCUGAGCCACUUCACGCGUCAAUGAAAGCGAAAGGAAAACCGAGUGGAGGAAAAAGCCGGGCUGGAACGGUGAGGAAAUGCCAAAUGAAACGAAAUGAAAUCAAAUGGGAGCCCCGAACAUCAACCAUUUUUCCUGCGGGUGCAGAUCCGUUAACGGUUAUUAACUACGCAUAACGCUGCGAGACGAAGAAGCUCGGAGUUAGGCGACAACAGGUGAGAUGAGCUGGGAUCCGCAGCUAAAUGGAAAUGCUUUUGGAGCCAUCAUUCGGAGCUCUUCGCGUAAUCACAAAGCCCCAAACCCGUCGUCGCCUGCGUCAUCGGUGGCUGUGCCAGUUACAUGGACUACAUUUCGAGAUGGGACCCCAAAACGACUCUCAUCGGAUCCGAUCGCCAUCUCCAUCUCCGUCCAACCAGUUAACCAGUCGUAAACCGGAACUGGCCCGCAUAACGUCGCUGCAGCUAAAGGCGAGAUGUUGGAGCCACAACAAUGCGGAGCGGACGAAGUGGAACUGGAGUGUGAAAGAUGGAUUGGAUGACAGCGGAAUCGAGAUGGAUCGAAACCGGGAUCUGGAGCUGGAGCUGAAGCUGGAGCUCAUUGGAGGUCCAAUCAUGUAACCCACCAUCGUAUCUGUGAUUAGUGUGGAUUCCAUUGAUAUCCAUUUAC